AUUUACCUCAUGCUGUUUGAUUUCGCUGCCUGGUUUCCCUUCAGUUGCUCUAUUAGGGCAGGGAGGAUAGAGAGUUUUCUUUCCUCCGUGUUUUAUCUUAAUUUCCUCGCUCUUGGAUCAGUGCCGUUGGUUUAUAGCAGCGUUUCCCAACCUCGGCCACUUUUAAGACGCGUGAACUUCAACUCCCAGAAUUCCCAGCUAGUCUGAUUUAUGCCAUAAACUUUAUGCCACUCAUUCCAAAGAAAGAUGAUACACAAACAGUACCUAUAAUCUUUGUGAAUUCUUCAGUUUCAUGUGAACCAUGUUUUAGUGCCAUUUUCAAAAUGAUAAACAGCAAGCCCUGUGGCUUUGAACCUGCCUACCUAGAGCUGGCAAGUGCUGUAAAAGAAGAGUACCCUGAUGUGGAGAUCGAAUCCCGUCUUGGAGACACAGGUACCUUUGAAAUAGAAAUAAAUGGACAAUUGAUCUUCUCCAAACUUGAGAAUGGAGGAUUCCCUUAUGAGAAAGAUCUCAUUGAAGCCAUUCGAAGGGCUAGCAGGAGAGCCACUUGAGAAAAUCACCAAGAGCCGGCCACCUUGUAUCAUUCUUUAGUGUAUUUUUUCCAUUUACACCAUGUUUUCCACUUGCCCAUCCUCCCUGAAUCCUUGUCACGUUUGCUUCCAAUUUUUGCUUCCAACUUUAGCUUCCAAUUUUUACUUCUGGUAUUAAUUCCAUCACUAGGUAAAUACCAGAAAAUACCAGAUCAGGAGAGACAUUAAAGUAAUUUGGGUUUACAGACAAGUAAAAUAAGCUAGAAUUUAAGCCAUAUUUGGGAGGUUGAUUUAACAGGGCUUAUUCAAUAAAGUAACCUUUUUUCCUUGAGAAUUUAAUGUAUUUUUUCUAUGUUUGAGACGCUAGCAGGUUUUUUUUUCCUGUUAUAUUUCUUUUAACCACAUCUGAAUGAACAGGAGUAAACUCUCAUAUUUCUUAGAACAUCUAAGAACCUUUAGCUUCUCUGCCUUUAAAGCUUCACUUUCUGGGCAUUCUCCUGCUUCUUUCCAGGAGUUUAGAAUGAGUUGGUGCCACAACCUGACUUCAUUUUGAAAUCUGCAGUCAGAGUGAAGCUUAAUAAGAAGUCUUUCCAAUAGUCCUAUAUAGGUACAAUUCAUGCUACAGCAAAUGUUUUCAAAGACCACAGAUUUUAAGCAACAUAUUGGGGAUCAGUGUUGUUAAAGGAGUGCUUCAGAAUGAAAAACAUCCUGCAUGUUACACUACAUGAAUGAGAAUUAAUCACAACAAUGCUUUUGCUCCCCUAUUCCACUCCCAGAAAUAGAUUUAUCUUAGGUUUAGUGUUGCCCUAAUUUUAUGUAAAAUUGUAUCAAGAUAACCAGGACAAUGUUGCUUACACAUGAGAGGGAAAUGCUUAGAUUCUCAUUUCUCUUCUAUACUACUCUGAACUUUUGCAAAGGAUCAUUUUUCUAAGAUACCCCCAAAUUAGACAUGAUUUGUUGACAAAAGAAGUAGUUCUUUUAUGCUUAUAUUCUGGACCAAUUUUACUUUUUCUGAGAACAAAUAUGAAAU
Thamnophis elegans (Western terrestrial garter snake) is the source of this 1560-nucleotide messenger RNA. It is a transcript of the gene MIEN1, whose product is annotated as migration and invasion enhancer 1. Gene Ontology annotation, biological process: negative regulation of apoptotic process; positive regulation of filopodium assembly. The transcript is spliced from 5 exons. The record is from RefSeq and is a predicted model, not a curated record. NCBI's taxonomy places the organism in Eukaryota, Metazoa, Chordata, Lepidosauria, Squamata, Natricidae. Bases 225 to 551 code for a protein of 108 amino acids.